Molecule: messenger RNA, 1187 nt
Organism: Oldenlandia corymbosa var. corymbosa
Lineage: Eukaryota; Viridiplantae; Streptophyta; Magnoliopsida; Gentianales; Rubiaceae
Source: the annotation of a GenBank genome assembly
CCGUGAACCAGAUGAAGAUUGACUUUACACGCUUGGAAAGUUGAUUGAAACAAGCAAGUGAUCUCCUGCUUAAAUUAACUAACGCAUAAAUAUAACGUCAACCCAAGCCAAAGCAAAUCCGCUAUUGCGCACCUAACAGUUCUCCUUUUAAUUCCCCACAUCGUUGAAGUAUUAAAAAUAAAAAUAAAUAAACUCCAAAGCCAUAUAUAUAUAAGACCCACACUUCCUAUUCCGCAUGAUCAUAUCCAACAAACCUCAUUUUGUAUCAACCAAUUAGUAAGCAAAUUUUUUAAUCAUCUCAGUUGUUUUCCUUUCCCAAAUUAAAGUACUCAAAAUUCUCUUGAGCCUCGUAAAGAAAAUGUCUCUCAGGGAAAGACGAGUAACUUCAAAUCCUGACUCUAACAACACCCCUGAAUCAUCUGAAACCUUAAUACCUUCAAAAACUCCCUCAAACGUUUCACCAUCUUUUUACCAACGUGCAUUGCAAACCACAGCACACUUAUCCAACCUCCUUCCUACAGGUACCCUUUUAGCCUUUCAGCUCCUCACACCAAUCGCCACCAACAACGGAUCAUGCGACGCCGUGACCCGAUCCAUGACCUCCAUCAUCCUCAUCGUACUUGGUCUUUCUUGCUUUCUCGCUUGUUUCACUGAUAGCUUCAAAGCGACGGAUGGACAGGUCUACUACGGUUUUGCGACCCGGAAAGGGCUGUUUGUGUUUGAUUAUCCCGCGGCUUCGGCUUCAGGUCUGCCUGGGGAUCUAAGCAAGUACAGGCUGAACUUCAUAGAUGUGAUUCAUGCGGUUCUUUCGGUGCUUGUGUUUGUGGCUGUAGCUUUAAGGGACAAAAAUGUUGUUGGUUGCUUUUAUCCGGCGCCUGAGAAGGAGACUCAGGAGGUAUUGGAUAUUGUUCCUGUUAGUAUUGGUCUCAUCUGCAGCUUGCUUUUUAUGAUCUUUCCUACUAGACGCCACGGUAUAGGUUUUCCUGUUACCUCUGAUUAGAUGAUUGUGUUUUAUCUUCAUACCUUUAGUAAUUGUAAAGCAGACGACAUCUAAUCUGCUAAUUCAACUGUUUUUCUAUGAUACGAACGAUAGGUGACAAUCAAAUCGUAUUUGAUAUAUUUACAGGUUGACGUUCAUCAAAAUUGUAUUAAUUUUAUGUUUGUAUCAAAUUCGUGUUACACACAAG